Messenger RNA from Oryzias latipes (Japanese medaka), 5319 nucleotides. RefSeq names its product SIX homeobox 5 (gene six5). Gene Ontology annotation, cellular component: nucleus; transcription regulator complex. NCBI's taxonomy places the organism in Eukaryota, Metazoa, Chordata, Actinopteri, Beloniformes, Adrianichthyidae. Gene Ontology annotation, biological process: regulation of transcription by RNA polymerase II. The record is from RefSeq and is a predicted model, not a curated record. Gene Ontology annotation, molecular function: RNA polymerase II cis-regulatory region sequence-specific DNA binding; DNA-binding transcription factor activity, RNA polymerase II-specific.
UGAAGGCGAGGCAAUACAGAAGGUAGACAUGAGGUGAAUGGCCAUAGCUGGGAAUCAUCAGGAGCCUAGCAGAGAGGGGAGGGGGAGGAGAGCUGACAGAGGCACCAUGACAGACAUUGGUCCAAAUCGAAUUGACCAUAUCAAAACACCAUUAUGAACCGUGUCAAAUUGCAUUUAUUUCUAUAGGAAUUGAAACUAUUUGUAUUUCUUUAUUCAUAUUGUUUUUAAAGCAGACGCAAAAAUGUGUGAAGUGGGAGCAACUAUGGCAACUCAGAAGCUUGAAUCUCCAAUGAACUCCCUGUCAGUCUGCAGAAACUAUGUUCUAAAAAACGACACAGGUUUUUAUUUUAUUUUUUAUUUUAGCUAAACACAGCAUAAUCACAAUUAAACGACCUCUGGAAAUGCUUUUAAAAUAGAUCAGAAGAGCACUGGGACUUUAAACUGUCUGUACUUGUGUUUAAUAGCAUGAAAAUAGACUUUCUCUUUUUUUGGUUUAACCAAAAGUGGUAAUAAUUUAGGUAACAUUUAUACAUUUAGAGAGAAGUUUAAAAAAAAUAAGAAGAAGGUGGGCAACAGUGGUUUUGGAGUUUUAGAGUUUUGGUCGAGGGGGCGUGGCCAGCUCUGGCUCGCGGCCACAUUCAGGUUUUGUUGGGCUGAUGGAGGGAGAGGGAGAAGGAGAGGGAGGAGGCGGGGGGAGGGAGGAGGGACCAGUGGUGGAAAAAAAAAAGUUAAAGUGAAAAUGGCUUCCUUGUCUUUAGAGUCCACAGAACAAUCCGAGAACAGCCCAGAGGAACCAUCGGCCACAGAAUCCGAGGAAGCUAAAGAUCCUCUCCAGCUUUCGGAACAAUUACUCCAAAGUUUUCAAAAGUCGGCUUUGAGUUUUUCCACUGACCAAGUUUCAUGUCUGUGCGAGGCCCUUCUGCAGGCGGGCAAUGUGGAUCGCCUGUGGAGAUUUCUCUCCACCAUACCUCCUUCGUCCGAGCUGCUACGUGGCAACGAGACCCUGCUGAAGGCCCAGGCUCUGGUGGCUUUCCACCGGGAGGAAUUCAAGGAGCUCUACGCCAUCCUGGAGAGCCACGACUUCCACCCGUCUAACCAUGGGUUCCUGCAGGACCUGUACCUCAAAGCCCGUUACAAGGAGGCGGAGAGAUCCCGCGGCCGCAGCCUGGGAGCGGUGGACAAGUACCGGCUGAGAAAAAAGUUCCCCCUUCCCAAAACCAUCUGGGACGGAGAGGAGACGGUGUACUGCUUCAAGGAGAAGUCCCGCAACGCCCUGAAAGAGUGCUACAAGAGCAACAGGUACCCCACUCCGGACGAGAAGAAAAACCUGGCCAAGGUAACCGGACUGUCCCUCACGCAGGUCAGCAACUGGUUCAAGAACCGCAGGCAGCGGGACAGGACGCCGUCCGGCACCCACAGCAAAAGCGAGUCCGACGGGAACCACAGCACGGAGGAUGAGGCGAGUGCCAUGGACGACAUCUCUGACAAACAAGAGGAGGCUGCCUGCUCCACAGCUUCCGUCAUCUCCGUCUCUGCGGUUCCUUGUAACACUGGAGGCCAGCUCAUCCUCAACGGCUCCAGCGGCAUCCUCACAGCCUCCCAGCCUUUACUCCUCAAUGGAAAUUCCCUGAUCUCCAACGCAGGCACCGGCGUCAUCAUUAACGGGCUGAGCUUCUGCGAUUGCCAGACGGUCACACUGAGCCCGGUAGCAACCAGCUCCCCUUUAAUUAUGAACGGAGCUCAGGUCAUAACCAAACCUGGGGUCGGCGUGCAUCAGCCUCAGCCGCCAGCCUCUGCGCCAGAAGCCUCUUGUGUGGAGACUAAGCCAGUUGUUCUGAACACCAACGCCGUCCCAAUGUCAAACGCUCCCACCAUCAUUUCUCCUCUGCUGCAAAACAAAACUGAAACCCACCAGGACAUGGAUUUUAUUGUUGCUUCAAAAUCAGAAGGCACCAGCCAGACUGUAUCUCCCUCUUCCUCAUCGUUAUCCCCGCCUUCACCCUCUCUGUCCACCCCAACCAGUCUCCCUUCGCUCAUCCUCGCACAAACUCCCCAACAGCAGGAGCCCCUUGCUCUCCCUGUCGCUCUAUCGUGUGGGGGCGUGGUCAUUUCCACCUCUAGCGUGUCUCAGCUAAGCCCCCCAAGUUCUGCCAAUUCUUCUGGCAACUCCACCCCUCAGAUCAUUUCUUUGCCCCAGGUCGUGCCCUCCAUCCAGGGAACACCGGUGUCCCAUGUGGUGCAGCACUCCUCGGGGGUUCAGGCAUCACAGUGUCCUCAGCUGGUCCCCGUGUCCCCCCUGACCUCCCCGGCUCCACAGUUCCAAAGCCCCCAGACUCUAACCACAGGAAACCGGCUGGCGCCACAGCAGCAAGAUGCUUCUACAACUGUGGCUGAAAGUGCCAGAACCAUCGUUUCAGUUUCACAGCUUAACAGCAGCCACCUCCUGCAGCACCUGGUGAACCCGCUCGGAGAGCAAACCACAGACUUUUCGCCCAGCAAAAUUCAGGCUCCGCAGAUCAUUUCCAUUUCCUCCCCGGCACAAGACGCUCCAGCCUCCCAGAGUAAAGGUAGCACCCCAGCACAAAUGGUCCCAAUCUCCAUGCCUCAGCUGAUUCCAGUCUCCUCCAUCCAAAAUUCGACCAGCAUCUCUUUCCCUCAAGUUGUACCUACCAGUUCCAAUCUUCCCGUAUCCUCUACUGGAGUCCCCUUGCAAAUUCUGUCUUCAGCUCCAGCUGCGGGUGGGGUCACCCAGAGCUCUGUGAGGAUAAACCAGCUGAGACCCGUUCAGAACCCCCCCAGCAGCAUGGCUCCUGCAGUGCAGCUCCUGAACCCUGGGAUCAUCCAGCUAUCCUCCACUUCCCAAGGUGGUCUUCUCUUCGGGGGAAGUCCCUACCUGAGUGUCCAGCAGGGUAAGCUGAUUCUGACCAUCCCAGCAGGCCUUCAGCUGACCAGUGUGCCCCUGAAGCCAGUCCCAGACACUGCACCGGUUUCUUCAAAUGGAAUGGGUCUAUCUCUAAACCCCCCCACCCUUUCUGUUGCCCCCCAGCCUUCCGUCACCCCUGCCCUAACCUCCAGUGGCCUCAUGGCGUCUCCCUUGAAUUUCAAUAACUCCUCCCCACCGUAUUGCGCUCCGGAGACUUCGAUUGCAAUCGGCCAAACCCCUUCCGUCCUCCCCCCGCAGCUGCUGGAUCAGACGGCAAACGCACUGACUCCAGAGAGCAUGCUCACCCUCAGUCCCAUGUACAGCGGAGUCACCUCAAAUGUCCAGUUGUCCCAGCCGGCUUGGAGCCCCAUGCCACUGUCCACCUCGGCGAGUCUGGCAAUGUUCGACGUUCGCGGCAAGGGGGACCUGCCCGUGGACCCGGCCUUGUUGGGUCUUACUGGGGGAGAGUCGCUGCUUCUGGGAAGCCCCACCCCAGAGCAAGAUGGAGAAGCCAACUCGCCACUGGCUAAUCGAGAAGACGGGGACUCCAAGAUCCUUACUCAACUCCAGUCUGUCCCUGUGGAUGAUGAACUGGGCUUGUAGUCUGUUUACAAAGUGGGCUAAGGACUAAGAACAAAAUUACACUAACACCUACUAUUAUUACAAACCCAUUAUUCUUUGAAAUUUGCCUAGCAACUGACUCCACUCUGCUUCUUGUAGGAACCUCUUUUACACCCAGAUGGGCAGAAUUAUUGGGAAAAUUCACCAGCAGCUUUCCACAUGGGAGUAUCUGCUUCUUUUUAUAGGAUCUCUGGGUCUUAAAGUUCUUUUUAUUCUCACUAAUUUUUUUAAGAUGAAGACAGAGCUUUGACCUGGAACGGUGUUCUCCAACACACUCCAUGAUUGUUUUUUGGUUUUGUUUUUUUGAGCCGGCAGAGUGAUGUCUCCACCAUAAUAGUCUAUAAACAUUUUCAACCAAAGGAGAGCUGGUUUGGAGCCUCACGUGAAUCCAACAACACUCCCAAGAAGACAAUUGGUAACCAGUUUAUCUUCGUCGAUAGAAGAAGUAGACUGAGUUGCUCGUGAACCAUAUUAUCUCAGCUUCAAAGGCUAUGCAGCAGUAUUUUCUGGUUUCAUGUAAGUUACUGAAGAUUUCUUGAAUUGUUCCUUUGAUGGCAAAGGAGGAAGAAAAAAAAAAACGUCAGGAAAACAAAGGGUUAUUGUUGUUUUCAAACUAUGCAAUGCUUUUAUUGCUUCUCAUGGGACACUAUUGGAACUGGUAUAACAGCUAGGACAUUUGGGAGAUGAAGAGGAGCUUUGAUUAAGGAGCAUUUGCAGUUCAUUACACUAAAACAUUUGCUGUGAUUCCACAAAGUCCAAAAUCUCAGUAUGCUGAUGCUGAUAAGUGCCUUAUUUUAAACUUUUAUUGAUGUUCUAUUAAAAUGUUUAUAUAUAUUUCUACAGGAAAAAAAAAUCAAGUCAUUUUUACAGCUAACCAAAUUCCUGAACUCACUUCAUAGAGACUUUUGUAGAAGCCACAUUUACGUGUCCUCCGUGGAUCACACAUUCGUCGACUCAUUGUUUUUGUAUAUUUUGCACAUUUCAUUUCCACUAUGUUUACGCUACGAUGCCUUGUUGCUAUGACUGGGAUUCAACUCGCAUGUGCUGCUUUUAAAAUUUCAAACAUUUUCUUUUUAAGGUGGAAAAAAAAAGAAUCAUUAAAAGCCAAAAAUGUGAGUUUCCUGCUGUCAUGACACAGGUAGUGGUCAAAUCUUUGGCUAUUUAUGGUACACAAAUAGACAGCUCAAUGUCUUAUCUAGAUACAGUAAUGGCCUGCAUGUGUUUGUUGUGUCUUUUUUUUAACAGUUUUUCUCUCUUUUUCAUGUAUUCUAUUUAAAGUAUGUAUUGGCUUGUUUUUGUUUUGUGUGAAAAUGUGUAAUUUUGGGGGGGGGGGGAACGAUGCAAAAGCUCACAUCUUCAUGUCCCCUGAGUUUUACCAUUUCAGACUGAAGUUACCAAAAAGCUUUCAAGGGUCAAGAAUGCAACAUUUUAAAACAGGUCACAUUAUUUUAAUGAAUUUAAAAAAAAAACCUUCCUUCAAUCUGACUUUUAAGUCCUUUAGCUUUAGAUGGCGAUAAAUCCAUCUUUCUUACCAAAGCAUGUUAACCAUUUGAAGGUCUUCUCUUCCUUCUGUAGCUGGAAACUGUUGUUUCUUUUAUUCUCUGAAUAUAUGACUCCAGACCUAACCAAAGAUAUUGUACGCUGAUAAAUGUUUGAAAUAUUUCUAAAAGGGAUCAUUUGUGUGUUGUUCAAAUUUGUCCUCUCUUUAUUUUUAUUCAAAUAUGUUUUAUUUUUUUAUAUUACAUGAUAUUCUAAUAAACUCCAAUUAUCUGGUG